Prosopis cineraria is the source of this 1968-nucleotide messenger RNA. Its product is annotated as probable disease resistance protein At4g27220. The transcript has 6 exons. NCBI's taxonomy places the organism in Eukaryota, Viridiplantae, Streptophyta, Magnoliopsida, Fabales, Fabaceae. Bases 1 to 1968 code for a protein of 655 amino acids. The record is from RefSeq and is a predicted model, not a curated record. Gene Ontology annotation, molecular function: ADP binding.
AUGUUGGGUAUUCAGUUUGAGGAUGAUGAUGAUAGCAACUCAUUGAGAGAAAGGAAGUCCUCUAGUGAUUCCAAAAGUUGCAAAAUUUUGUUGACCUCUCGAAGCAAAGAUGUGUUGUUGAGCGAAAUGAAUGUAAAGGAUUCAAUUUUCUCUUUGGAAGUCAUAAAGCAAAAAGAGUUAAAGAAGUUGUUUGACAAGGUAGCUAGAAUAACUAAUGAAGAUUUAGAGUUGAAAUCAUUAGCAGCUAAAAUUGUGAAGAAAUGUGCAGACCUACCCUUAGCAAUAGUUGCAGCUAGAAAGGCUUUAAAGAAAAAUCAACACAAAUUUGCAUGGGAAAAUGCACUACAACAAAUCGAAAUGAAUGGAGUACUAGAGCCUGUGGAGUUUUCUACAAAGUUAAGUUAUGAGCAAUUGAAAACUGAAGAGCUCAAGUCUAUUUUCUUACUUUGUGCUUGUAUGGGUGGGCAUCCUUCAAUUAUGGAUUUAGUAAAAUAUUGCAUUGGCUUGGGCAUAUUUCAAGGAGUCAACUCAAUAAAAGAAGCCCGAGAUAGAACAAAUACUUUGAUCAACAAGUUAAAAGACUCAAGUUUGUUGAUGAAUACCACCUCCUAUGAUUGUGUCACUAUGCAUGAUAUGAUUCGUGAUGCUGCCCUAUCAAUAGCAUCUAAGGAGCAAAAUGUGUUCAUACAAAGAUAUGGCAAACUCGAUCAUUGGCUUGACAACAAUAGCUUUGAAAGGUACAUCUCUAUCUUAUUACACCAUUGUGAUUUCAUUGAUGAGAUUCCAAAAGUGAUGAAUUGCCCUAGACUCCAAGUCUUCCAUCUUGAAUGUAAAGAUCCUUCCUUGAAAAUACCAACAAAACUUUUUGAUAGAAUGGGAGAAUUGAAAGUAUUGAUAUUGAAUGGUAUGGAUCUAUCACACUUUCCUUCUUCAAUUAAGUGCUUACAAAAGCUUAGAAUGCUUUGUUUGGAGUACUGCAUGCUGGGUGACAACAUGUCUAUCAUUGGAGAGUCAGGGAAUUUAAGAAUUCUUAGUCUUUCAGAAUCUUGGUUUAAAUUUUUACUAAGUGAAAUAAGGCAGUUGGAUAAGCUACAAUUGUUUGACAUUAGUAAUUGUGCCCAACUUAAAGUGAUUCCAUCUAAUGUGAUGUCAAAGUUGAAUAGGUUGGAGAAGUUAUAUAUGGGAAAUAGCUUGAUUCAAUGGGGUGUUGAGGGGAAAACAUUCAAUAAUAAAAUUGCUUCUCUUAAUGAAUUGAGUUAUCUUCAACAAUUGAGAAGUUUGGACAUACAUAUACCGGAUAUCAUAGCUUUGCCACGAAGCUUGUUCUUUGAUAAAUUAGAAAAUUACAAAAUUGUGAUUGGAGACUCCAACAUGAUUUUGUUGGAAGAUGGAGAGAUUCCUACUAAACUUCUUGCAAAGCUUGAAAUAAUUGAAGUUUCUCAAUGUGAUUCUUUGGAGGAUAUUGUUUCUAUAGAAGGACUAGAGAAUACUCGCAAUAAUGCAAAAGAAGAUAGCAUUGAGUUGCCUCAAUUGCGCUCUUUGACGUUGCAAUCUUUACCAGCAUUAACUUGUUUCUACGCUCAUGACAAGAUGGUUCCAUUCUUUAAUGCAAAGAUUUCACUUUCCAACAUAGAGAGCUUGGAGUUGUCUUCAAUCAACAUUGAGAAGUUGGAAGCAUUUAGCAUGGAAACAGCAUCACAUUUAAAAGGGCAACCAGUUCUCUCCGCUUUACUCAAGGUGAUAUCCAUGUUGGAAGCACUAGAAAUGGGUCCAAAAGAAAUGAAGUGGUUGCGAAACUCCAUUGGCAAUAAUGUUUAUCAAAUGCAGAAUAUAAAAAAACUUCAGCUUAGAAAAUUGAGCAAUAUUGAAAUUCUCUUUCGGCUCCUUGAUAGAUGUCCUAAUCUAGAAAUCCUAGAUUUGUCUAAUUCUUCCGUCAAAGAGUGUUGUCUUCAGGUUUCCAUCUCUUGA